AUGGAUAUUAAAGAACCAUUUACCAAUAAUCACGCAAACCAACAAACAAAUGUAAAUAAUUAUGUAAAAGCAGAUGAAAAUGCUGUUGAAAAUCGUGAAAAUGAUGACGACGAUGAUGGUACAAGUUCUUCUACUAGUAGUAAUUGUAGAUCUGAAUCAUCUGAUUCAUCAAUUACAAGAGUUGAACGAAAUAAUCUGCUCCUUAAAGGCUUCACAGACUCGAGCUCUAUUGACAGUACGAACAAUAAUACUACAACAUUAUUAACAACACCUAAAAAACCUCGAGUAAAAGUUUCAGCAAAUAAUAUUAUAUCAGAUUUUAGUAGUUUAGGAGUGUACUCUCAAAAUCAACAACAAUCACACCAAUAUAAUUCAAAAAAAUUUUCAAGUAUGAGAUCAGAUUUGUCCUGGGGAAGUGAUUCUGGUAUUACAAGGGCGAAUAAUAAAAUUAAAAAUAAAAUAUUAAACAAAAAAUCGAUUGUUAAAGAUGAUAGAUGUGAUGAUAAUGAUCAAUAUGAAGAAUUAAAUUAUUAUUAUAAAAAUCAUCCUAAAUUAAACAACAAUGUGAAUGAAUGGGCUGAUAAAAAUGAUUACUACAUGCCUGAAAGUCAUUCUGAAAUUACUACAAAUACGAGAGAUUCUUCAUCAUCUAUUUCUACUUCUACUUCACCAAGAGUUAGAGCAAGAUCCAUUCCAUUUGAAAUUGAAGAUUUACUGAAAUUAUCAUUGAACCCAAAAGUUCAAAGAAAGUUUCUUGAUCUUCAAAUUUCCAACAAAUCACUUCUUAAUAUUAAUACGACAUUGGAAUCAACAAUUAAAGAACAAAACAAUAAACUUGCAACAAUUCCAUCAUUUGAAUCAAUUAUGGCGCAACAACAAAAACAAUUAGAACAUCUUACCAAAGUUGAAGAAUUAAUGCUGAAAUUGACAACAAAGAUGUCUGAGCAAGACAAUGAAAUAAAGGCUUUAAAAAACCAAUUACUUGAAAAGAAUGGAAAACUAUUAUGGGUAAAACAACAAUAUCCUGAUAAUUAUUACGAUGAAACUUUUUUGGAAGAAUUAGAAAAAAAUGUUAAUGUGAGAACGUAUGAUUAUUGGACAGUGGUAAUGGAAUCAUCAGCAAUUUCACAACAUAUCAGUAGCAUAGUUAUCUUUAUAGCUGUAUUUAAAUAUCUUGAUUUAAAGAUGUUAUCAUCACAAAGUUUGAUUAUUAUUGGAAGCGUUUUCACGUUUAUUGGUUACAUAUUCUGGGAUAAAAGUAUUUCAAAAACUGAUCCUUCUUAUGAAUACAAGCGAUGGAAGACAGCAAAAGGAGCUAUAUUAUUUUUUGCAACAUUGCUAGGAUUAUCUCCAAUUUUAAAAACUUUAACAAUAGAUACAAGUGAAGACACGAUUUGGGCAUUGACUGUUAUAUUGUUUCUUGCCAAUAUGAUGUUUCACGAUUAUGGAUCUGAAAAUAGAACUAAUAUCAAAUUUCCAGGAUCACUUUCAACAAAUGCAGCAAUAUUUGCGUCGGUUCUAUUAGCGUCUAGAUUAACAUUAAAUUCUCAUGUAUUUGGAUUAAUGUUAUUUGCAGUUGAGUGGUUUGCUUUGUUUCCAAUUUUUAGAAGAUAUAUAAAGGUAUAA
Entrophospora sp. SA101 is the source of this 1626-nucleotide messenger RNA. The record is from the annotation of a GenBank genome assembly. Lineage: Eukaryota; Fungi; Glomeromycota; Glomeromycetes; Entrophosporales; Entrophosporaceae.